Messenger RNA from Aspergillus brunneoviolaceus CBS 621.78, 1134 nucleotides. Its product is annotated as glycoside hydrolase family 16 protein. The record is from RefSeq and is a predicted model, not a curated record. The transcript has a single exon. NCBI's taxonomy places the organism in Eukaryota, Fungi, Ascomycota, Eurotiomycetes, Eurotiales, Aspergillaceae. The annotation marks the transcript as partial.
AUGCGACUCUCCUUGACCUCCAUCCACGCCAGUCUUUCCCUGAUAACAAUACUCAGCAACGCACGCUGCACCACAGCAUCAACACCUAAAACCAGCACCCCGAUCGACCCCCAGCAAUGCGACUGCUACCUCAUCUCCGGCCCCGACCCGGGCUACUUCACGCAUUACAAGCUAUGGGACUUUCGCAACGCAUCGCAACAAUUCCACCCACCCUCAUCCUUCCCCCCAACCACCCCAAAGACCAAUAACACCGACACCCAAUACACAACGCACAGCCUCCUCACGCAAACCCCCUUCAGCAAAGACUGGCACGUCCAGACCUGGCACCGCGCCGCGGACCCGCUCCUCUCCCCAACCCCCAUGACCAACUCCGAAUCCAACGUCUUCCUCAUGCACGCCCUGCCCUCAGCCAACCCUCCUCCUCAUCCUCCUCCUCAAACCAAACCCCCAAGCACAAGCGCAAGCGCAAGCACAAGCAAAAGCUUCCUCGUCCUCCGCACGACACGCUUCACCAACCACGCCUCGACCGCGGAGAUCGAAUCGCAAUUCGGUCUGAUCGACCACUGCUCGCUCCGGCUCCACAUGCGCCUGAUGUCGCGGGACACCGCGCACCACCACCCAUUCCACCCCAAACCAGAACACAAACCCAACUUCGCCGCCUACCCGCCACCCAACAGCCCGCUCCCGCUCCCCGUCCCCCUCCCCGUACGCCCCGAUCAAAGAACCGUUCCCAGCGGCACCUGCGCGGGCAUCUUCACGUACCGCUCGGCGAUCUGCGAGUCGGACAUCGAGAUCCUGACGGCCGACAGUCCCUUCACGAUCCACUACGCCAACCAACCGGACUACGACGCGGAGCACGACCGGAUCAUCCCGGGGGCGAGCGCGGUGGUGAACCUGACGCGGCCCUGGACGGAGUGGACGACGCACCGGCUGGACUGGUUGCGGACGGAAUCGCGGUGGUAUGCGGACGACGCCUUGCAGACCGUCAAGCGGUAUCGCGUGCCGGACCGGCCUAGCAUCAUCGUCGUCAACUUGUGGAGUAACGGUGGGGAGUGGACGGGGGACCUGCGCGUCGGCGAGUCGGUCUACCUCGGGAUCGAGUGGAUGGAGCUGCUCUAUAAUCUCUCUUCUUCU